UCUCUCUCUCUCUCUCUCUCUCUCUCUCUCUCUCUCUCUCUUGCACACAUCAUUGCAUUAUAAAUAGCUCACAAAUUCUGUUGAAACAAGCAAUAUUCUUGGGAGUACUAUUAAUUAAUUUUUGUAUAUGUAAUCAUGGCCAUGCCCAAGUUAUUCUUGUUCACCAUAUCACUUUCCCUGCUUUUAAGCUCUAAUGGAGUUGUUGAAGCUGCUCCUGAACGCUCUCUCGUCACACAGCUUCCCGGCUUUAAUGGCACCUUCCCAUCCAAACACUACUCAGGAUAUAUAAGCAUAGGCGAAAGCCCUGCGAAGAAUCUGUUCUACUACUUUGUUGUUUCGGAAAGAAACCCUUUGAAGGAUCCGGUUGUUUUGUGGCUCAACGGUGGACCCGGCUGCUCUAGCUUCGAUGGCUUCGUCUAUGAACAUGGACCAUUUAAUUUUGAAGAGGGAAAGCCAAAAGGAAAUCUUCCCAGAUUGCAUCUUAAUCCUUAUAGCUGGUCCAAGGUUUCGAACAUAAUUUACUUGGAUUCUCCUGCUGGUGUUGGCUUCUCUUACUGGAAAAAUUCAAGCGAACACAUAACUGGAGACGUGGAAACUGCCUCUGAUACACACAGUUUCCUUCUCCAGUGGUUUGGGCAAUUUCCAGAGUUCCUUCCCAAUCCAUUUUAUAUAUCAGGGGAGUCUUACGCGGGAAUUUAUGUGCCCACUCUUGCUUCCCAAGUAGUAAAAGGAAUUAAAAAUGGCGCAAAGCCCCUUCUCAAUUUCAAGGGUUACAUGGUGGGGAACGGAGUGACAGAUCAAAGAUUUGAUGGUAAUGCUCUUGUACCAUUUGCACACGGAAUGGGGCUUAUCUCAGACAAUAUCUUUGAGAAAGUCGAAGUUGCUUGUAAAGGAAACUACUAUGACUCUGAAGAGACUGCUUGCUAUCAAAGCCUUGAACUAGUUUAUGAGGCUCUUGAUGGGCUAAACAUUUACGACAUCCUUGAGCCUUGCUACCACGGCAUGGAAACAGAGGAAAAGGCAGCCAAAGGUGGAAACACCAGUAGCUUACCGGAAAGCUUCCAACAACUGGGGGCGACUGAGAGGCCUCUAGGCGUCAGAAAAAGAAUGUUUGGGCGUGCUUGGCCUAUGAGGGCACCUGUCAGAGAUGGCAUUGUUCCUUUAUGGCCUCAAAUUGCUGAAAAAAUCGCCGUUCCUUGCGUAAACGACGAAGUGGCAACUUUAUGGCUGAACCAGGAAGCAGUUAGGAAAGCAAUUCAUGCGAAGCCGGAAAGUGUGACGGGUCCUUGGGAGUUAUGCACUAAAAGAAUAAUCUAUCGUCAUGAUGCUGGAAGUAUGAUCCCUUACCAUCAAAAUUUAACCCUUCAAGGAUAUCGAGCACUUAUUUUCAGCGGAGACCAUGAUAUGUGCGUACCAUUUACCGGGACACAAGCAUGGACUGCAUCACUCCGAUAUAAAAUUUUGGAUGAAUGGAGGUCUUGGAUCAGUAACGCCCAAGUUGCUGGAUACUUACAACGCUACGAGAAUGAUCUCACCUUUCUCACAGUCAAGGGUGCAGGGCACACGGUCCCGGAAUACAAGCCACAAGAGGCACUGGAGUUCUAUAGCCGUUGGUUGGAAGGGAAACCAAUCUGAUUGUAAAAUAAAUAGAGCUUUAUUGCUUGAAUUAAUUGGAUUUCUAUUUCUUAUAUAUGAAUGGCACCUUCAUUUAAUCAUACAAAACAGAAAUGACUAAA
Messenger RNA from Alnus glutinosa, 1736 nucleotides. RefSeq names its product serine carboxypeptidase-like 20. Gene Ontology annotation, molecular function: acyltransferase activity, transferring groups other than amino-acyl groups; serine-type carboxypeptidase activity. The record is from RefSeq and is a predicted model, not a curated record. The coding region runs from base 136 to 1635 and encodes 499 amino acids. Gene Ontology annotation, biological process: secondary metabolic process; proteolysis. NCBI's taxonomy places the organism in Eukaryota, Viridiplantae, Streptophyta, Magnoliopsida, Fagales, Betulaceae. The transcript has 14 exons.